Messenger RNA from Cydia strobilella, 1404 nucleotides. RefSeq lists its product as uncharacterized. The transcript has 10 exons. Lineage: Eukaryota; Metazoa; Arthropoda; Insecta; Lepidoptera; Tortricidae. The record is from RefSeq and is a predicted model, not a curated record. Bases 7 to 1374 code for a protein of 455 amino acids. Gene Ontology annotation, biological process: proteolysis. Gene Ontology annotation, molecular function: serine-type endopeptidase activity.
CCUAACAUGACGAUGUUGAGUACUAUUUAUUUAUUGAUUUUGGGUGUUGGUAAAUCUAACUCAGGUACACUUCCUUCACCAGCUUCUAUUGCAAACGCAACACCAGAACAAAGAGAAGAAUUUUUUGGGGAGACCAGACGAAUCAUGAAAGGACAUGAGGUUUUUGACACCAGACCAUACAUGGUAUGGUUGCGGCCAACGAAAUCCCACACCAACAUGGUGGACAAAAAUUGGGUAUGUAUUGGUGUUAUCAUUCAUGAAAAUUUCGUACUCACUUCCGCAGCGUGCAUCGAAGACGUCAAGUACUUUUACGUGGUCUCCGGGACCCACAGGUGGUUACCAGAGUCACAGACAAAUCAGUGUAUCCAAAACGGCGCCUUACGAGCCGUUUCGAAAUGUGUCCAUAGAACAUAUCGUUUCGAUGGAAACGUGUUUAACAACAUACGUUGGAUGGUGAACGACAUAGCAGUUGUCAGGACCGAGGGCGCAAUUUCCUUCAGCAGACGAGUAAAAGGCUGCGAUUUCAUUCCAAAGAAGAUCAUAUACAAUAACAUAUCUCUAGACUACGAGAAAGCCGGAACCGAGGCAUACAUUGCUGGAUGGGGUUCUAAUGAUAAAUUUACUGAAGCUGUAGACAUGAUGACCCGAACCAACGUUAACUCCCCCCUGCUGAUGGAAGCUGAGACCAUCAUAAUCAAGAAAGAUAGCUGCAAGCAUCGCUGGUUGUCGCGCUACCACUCUAUCAUAGACAAUUACAUGAUCUGCGGAAAGGUGGCCGGAGACAACGAAAUGACCGAACCUUGUGCUCAUAAUCAAGUAGAGUGCAGAGAGCUGGUGUUCUCAGAGGAGGACGGACCUCGAGUAAGGAGGUUCGAGGGGAAUCCCGACAAGCUCCUUCUACACUCCGCAACGGAAGUCAAGAAGAGGGAGAAGACCAGAAAAAAGACGAGACGAACGAGCAUGAACAGGCGAUAUGGAGGGUUUUGCGAGAAUGACCACGGUGGCCCGUUAGUGGUCGGGCAUGGAUCAGCUACCAUAGUAAUUGGCGUCAUUUCUUCGUACAUGGUUAGAAAUGACUCAAAACACUGCUACGGACCGUUCCUUUAUACCAGUGUUUACAAUAACAGACAUCUCAUUCAUUGUGCCAUCUACAAAACAGAAGGAAACGAGUGUACGAAUGUGUUAAGAGAUCAAUCUAGCGUGCUAGAAGAGGAAACGUAUAAUUGGGGGAACAUUAAACUCAGGUCUAGAACGAUAUACGAAGACGAAGACGAACCAGUGCUUCGCAGUAGCAACGAUACCAAGGAUCCGUUAGCCGAGGGCAUGACACUCGGAAAUACAGAAACCUCGCCGAGCGACACAAAAAUAACAUAACUAAAAUCGUGUCUAUAAAUUUACAGCAUU